AUGGGUCUCGUGAGGCACAUGAGCCACGUCGACCGUGAGGAGUUGUAUACAGACCUCGAGGCGCGCAUCCGCUACCUCCACAGCUUCCUCGACUUCAGCAGCAAGGACAUCGAGGCCCUCACAUCGGGCGCGAAAUACGUCAAGGCCCUGAUCCCCGCCGUCGUCAACAUCGUCUACCACAAGCUGCUGCAGUACGAUAUCACCGCCCGCGCCUUCGCCACCCGCUCCACCAGCUUCGAAGGCCCCAUGGACGACGUCCCCAGCGACGACUCGCCCCAGAUCCUGCACCGCAAGAUGUUCCUCCGCGCCUACCUGGCCAAGCUGUGCUCCGACCCGAGCAGGAUGGAGUUCUGGGAGUACCUCGACAAAGUCGGUAUGAUGCACGUCGGCCUCGGCCGCCAGCACCCCCUGCACGUCGAGUACAUCCACCUCGGCGCCUGCUUGUCCUUCAUCCAGGACGUCAUGACCGAGGCCGUCCUCUCGCACCCGCGGCUGGCCAUGCAGCGCAAGAUCGGCCUCGUCAAGGCCCUCGGCAAGGUCAUCUGGAUCCAGAACGACCUCAUGGCCAAGUGGCACGUCCGCGACGGCGCCGAGUUCGCCGCCAUCCUCGGCGACGGGCCCGAGAUCGAGGAGGAGGGGUAUCUGCACGGCCACAAGGUUCUCGAGAGCGAGCCGGGCGAGGAGAACGGGCACGACAGGGAGGGGCCCAGGUCGCCUUCGAAGUUGCCGCGGCCGAGCAGCGCCGACAGCGGGGUGUGUCCGUUCUCGGGGAUCGCGGCCGGCGUGGAUGCGCCGAACGUCGAGAGCGCCGCGUAG
Colletotrichum navitas is the source of this 816-nucleotide messenger RNA. Its product is annotated as Protoglobin-domain-containing protein. The coding region runs from base 1 to 816 and encodes 271 amino acids. The transcript is spliced from 4 exons. Gene Ontology annotation, molecular function: heme binding; oxygen binding. The record is from RefSeq and is a predicted model, not a curated record. NCBI's taxonomy places the organism in Eukaryota, Fungi, Ascomycota, Sordariomycetes, Glomerellales, Glomerellaceae.